Molecule: messenger RNA, 1032 nt
Organism: Trichoplax adhaerens
Lineage: Eukaryota; Metazoa; Placozoa; Uniplacotomia; Trichoplacea; Trichoplacidae
Exons: 7
Coding region: 1-1032 (343 amino acids)
Biological process (GO): inositol phosphate biosynthetic process
Cellular component (GO): cytoplasm; nucleus
Molecular function (GO): inositol-1,4,5-trisphosphate 3-kinase activity; inositol tetrakisphosphate kinase activity
Source: RefSeq, a predicted model, not a curated record
AUGAUUCACUGGUCGCCAUUUGUACAAGCAUUUAAAAGGAAAUAUCCAUGGGUUCAACUUGCUGGUCAUCAAGGGAAUUUUAAGGCUGGUGAAGCGGGUACAAUCUUGAAGAAAUACGCCCCCAAAGAAAAGGAAGCUUUAUCACUCUUGAUGAGAGAUAUUUUGCGUCCCUACGUGCCUGAAUUUCAAAAAGAAGUUAUUCGUAAUGAUGAACGUUUUAUUCAAAUGCAAGAUUUAUUAGGAGAUUUUGACACUCCAAGCGUUAUGGAUUUAAAAAUGGGAGUUCGGACGUAUUUAGAAGAGGAGUUACAAAAAGCUAGGACAAAACCGAAACUGAGACGAGAUAUGUAUCAAAAAAUGAUUGAAGUUGAUCCAAAUGAACCAACACCUGAGGAAAGCAAAUUAAAAGCUAUCACUAAACCACGAUACAUGCAGUGGCGAGAAAAUGCUAGUUCCACUGCAUCGUUAGGCUUUAGGAUUGAAGGCAUUAAGAUCGGGGAAGGUGCUCCGGAUAAAGAUUUUAAGACAACUCGCUAUAAACCAGAAGUUGCCGUAACAUUUGAUAAAUUUGUGAACAAUAACAAAAUUGUAGUAGGUAAAUAUAUACGUCGCUUGAAAGCCAUACGAGCUACUUUGGAAAUGUCACCUUUCUUCAAAUGCCACGAACUGAUUGGUAGCUCUUUAUUAUUCGUACAUGACAAAAAUGAUAACGCAAGCGUUUGGAUGAUCGACUUUGGUAAAACAACACGUUUAUCCGAUGGAAAGUACCUAGAUCAUCGAAUACCUUGGAUUGAAGGCAAUCAAGAAGAUGGCUAUUUAUGGGGUCUUGAUAAUCUAAUUGAUAUUUGGUCAGAUAUUUACAAUGGACAAAUCGAGAACAUAUCUGAGGACUGUAAGGAUGGCAACGGCGUCGGUAGUAAUGAUUCGACGGAUGUACCGGCUAGUACGAAGGAUGUACCAAAUGGUAAAUCCGAAUUAAGUGACGAUUUCACUCAGAAGGAGAUUAACCUUACAAGUCAUGAAGAGAGGUAG